Thelazia callipaeda (thelaziosis nematode) is the source of this 297-nucleotide messenger RNA. Lineage: Eukaryota; Metazoa; Nematoda; Chromadorea; Rhabditida; Thelaziidae. The record is from the annotation of a GenBank genome assembly.
AUGAAGAAGUCUUGCAAGCAAAGUAUCAACGUUGGUCCAGUGGUUGCAGGUGUAAUUGGUAUUAAAAAGCCACAUUAUGAUAUCUGGGGUAAUUCAGUAAAUGUGGCUAGUAGAAUGGAUAGUUCUGGUAUAGCUGGUAAAAUACAAGUGACUGAAGAGACGAAGAAUAUACUGGAAAAAGAAGGCUUUGAAUUUGAGUGUCGAGGAGUGAUAAAAGUAAAAGGCAAAGGCGAUAUGAAGACUUAUUUUAUAAAAGUAUCUGAAGAAGACUUAAAUAUUGACUUCAGUAAAACGUGA